AUACGCAUUUGUUUUCUUGAACGGAACAAUUGAACAGACUCAUGGAAGACGACGUGGGAGACUUCUGAAAGCAAAUCCAAUACCGCCAAACGUACAGAUAGUCUCUUCAACUUCUUUCUUCCUCUCUUUCUCUAGAAUUAGAGAUCUCUCCGUAUUACACUUUCCCGGGAAAAUUACAGCUUAGUUAGCAAAUUUUCCUGAGAAAAUUUACAUGUCAGACGCUUUGAUCAAUGGACUCGCCGGAGCUGGUGGCGGGAUCAUCGCUCAGCUCAUCACUUAUCCUCUUCAAACGGUAAAUACUCGGCAACAAACGGAGCGUGAUCCGAAGAAGGAGAAGAGGAAGCUUGGCACUAUAGAGCGAAUGUGUCAGGUUGUCAAACACGAAGGAUGGGAACGGUUGUAUGGAGGACUAACGCCUUCUCUUGUAGGCACAGCUGCAUCUCAGGGUGUUUACUAUUAUUUCUAUCAAAUAUUCAGGGACAAAGCUGAAGCUAUUGCACUUGAACGUAAGAGAAAAGGAUUUGGUGACGGAUCAGUUGGAAUGUUUGCAUCGCUUGUGGUGGCUGCAUUUGCUGGGAGUGUAAAUGUGUUGUUGACAAAUCCCAUUUGGGUAAUUGUUACACGAAUGCAGACUCAUACAAAAGUGUCAAAGAAAUGCAAGUCAAGUGACUUAUCAUCAGUUGCUGCAAAUGAGACUGCCAUAGAUGGAAUUGAGCCUCCUCCCUAUGGAACUGGCCAUGUGAUUCAAGAAGUCUAUGAUGAAGCUGGGGUUUGGGGUUUUUGGAAAGGUGUAUUCCCGACAUUGAUCAUGGUGAGCAAUCCUUCCAUACAAUUCAUGUUAUAUGAGACCAUGUUGAAGAAACUCAAGAAACGACGGGCCUCAAGUAAGAAGGGUGACAAUGGGGUCACUGCUCUGGAGAUAUUUCUUCUUGGAGCUUUGGCAAAGCUUGGAGCUACUGUUGUCACAUAUCCUGUCCUUGUUGUGAAGGCAAGACUUCAAGCAAAACAGCUUAAAACUGAAGAUAAAAGGCACCAUUAUGAAGGUACUUUGGAUGCUAUUCUCAAGAUGAUUCACUAUGAAGGCUUCUAUGGCUUUUACAAGGGUAUGAGCACAAAAAUCGUACAAAGUGUUCUUGCAGCUGCUGUUUUAUUCAUGGUUAAGGAAGAACUUGUCAGGGGUGCGCGAUUACUGCUUACAAAGGGAGGCAUUAGUACAGCAAGAUCAAAGCCUCCUUGAUUGCUGCUGUAUUCUCUGCUUCUCUCCUCCACUCCCCCUUCUUCUGAUUAUUGCUUCAAAAUUAUGACAUUGCUAUUUAGUAACUGAGCUCGGCAGAUUAUUGGAUCAAAGUUGCCUGGUAAACUGUUAAUUUAAAAGCGGUGCCAGCAUUUCUAGGCUUGUUUCUUGAAAUAAGAGCGAUCUAUUGCAUGUUGUAAUAUUUAUCAGUAUACCCAGUUAAUUCUUUUUAGGGCUACUUAAUCAAGGAUAUUUACUAUAAAAGACACGUCUAAUACUUGGUUUCUACUUUUAAA
Molecule: messenger RNA, 1530 nt
Organism: Jatropha curcas
Lineage: Eukaryota; Viridiplantae; Streptophyta; Magnoliopsida; Malpighiales; Euphorbiaceae
Gene: PXN
Product: Mitochondrial substrate carrier family protein
Biological process (GO): nucleotide transport; transmembrane transport
Source: RefSeq, a predicted model, not a curated record